UUGAGUGAUGUCGGUGUGCUAGGCAAACAUAUGCUGCUUUAUUGGCGGAUGUGGAUGACUGUUUACCAAGUCCGAACAACUCUCCGGUCUACUUUCGGAAAAUGAUGGAACAGGUGCCAGUGACAGGAAGAUCAGUGAUGAAACCCCAACAUCAUGACUAGGUAAUGUCAUCUGGAACAAUGUUCUGACGUGUUCAUCGGAUAACUCUUUUACUCUACGCACAUAGCAAGCUCUACAUGAACGUUUUGGAAAUUGUGAAACAACGAAAUAGCAGCCACUCGAUUAUGGGUACCAGACGGACAUUGGUGUUGUUAGUGCUGUUUGUUUUGGCCAGCGAGCUAGCUCAUAACACAACUGCACUGAGCGAAGUUCCUUUGCAUGGACACUCAACCAUUCAGUAUGUGGACAGCCCCAUUGGAUCUCCAGCUGGUGUUGUCACUUUACCGUCUUCUGUUCAUCAUGCUGAAGAUAGAUCAGGUCUAGCUGAAGCUGUGUCGUCCCCCUCAGUAUCGACCGGUGAUCACCUUGGAGAAGCAGGAGGUCAUCAUGGAGUUGCUGGUGAACAGGGCACUGCUGGCGGCCACGGAGGGGCACAUGAAGGCAUUCAUGUGUUUACAGCGGAGUUUGCCCGUGUCGAGAUCCCCUUCAUUAUCUCCCUGUGGAUCUUCUGCGCUAGUUUAGCUAAAAUUGGUUUCCAUAUGGCACCGAAAUUGUCAUCCAUCUUCCCUGAAUCAUGUCUUCUCAUCGUCGUCGGUAUCGUCAUCGGUUUACUGCUCUUCCACACGAACAGCGCCGGCGUCUCGCCGUUGACGCCGACGACCUUCUUUUUCUACAUGUUGCCUCCCAUCAUCCUGGACGCGGGCUAUUUCAUGCCCAACCGACUCUUCUUUGAUCAUUUGGGGACGAUCCUCCUUUUCGCUGUUAUCGGUACCAUCUGGAACACGGUCUCCAUCGGGCUGGCUUUAUGGGGCUGUGGUUUGACUGGACUCUACGGAUUCGAUUUACCCUUGCUGGAUACGUUCCUUUUUUCUGCGCUCAUCUCGGCUGUCGAUCCGGUCGCUGUACUCGCUGUUUUUGAGGAAAUCCACGUCAAUGAAGUCCUCUACAUUGUUGUGUUUGGAGAGUCUUUGCUUAAUGAUGCCGUCACUGUCGUGUUGUACAACAUGUUUGACGCUUACGUCGGUAUGGGCCAGGAAAAUAUCAAAUACACGGAUAUUUUAUCCGGUUUCGCCUCCUUCCUUGUGGUGGCCAUCGGUGGCACCUUGAUCGGCGUCAUCUGGGGCUUCCUUACUGGUUUUGUCACGCGCUUCACCAAUCACGUUCGUGUUAUCGAGCCCAUCUUCAUCUUCGUCAUGAGCUACUUGGCUUACUUGAACGCGGAAAUCUUCCACAUGUCCGGCAUCCUCGCAAUCACGUUUUGCGGCAUCACGAUGAAGAACUACGUCGAAGGCAACAUUUCGCCCAAAUCGCACACGACCAUCAAAUACGCCAUGAAAAUGUUGAGCAGCAGCUCCGAGACGAUCAUCUUCAUGUUCUUGGGCGUCAAUACCGUCAACGAUCAGCACGACUGGAACACGGCCUUCAUCUUGCUCACAAUCCUGUUUUGUUCAUUCUUCCGUGCUCUCGGUUGCAUCAUGCUAACGGAGUUGGCCAACCGUUUCCGCUUGCAUAAGCUGAAUCGCGUGGAGAAAUUCGUCAUGUCCUACGGUGGUUUGCGAGGUGCCGUCGCAUUCGCUUUGGUUUUACUCGUCGACCCCAAGAAGGUCAAGAAGCAGCCGCUUUUCGUCACGGCCACCAUCUCCGUUGUCUACUUCACGGUCUUCUUCCAGGGCAUUACCAUCAAACCUCUGGUCAAAUACCUAAAAGUGAAACGGGCGAAUAAAUUCGAAAAAACGAUGAAUGAACGCCUACAUGAAAAGUUGGUCGACUACACCAUGGCCGGAAUGGAAGACAUUUUGGGUCAUACCGGCAACUUGAAGAUCCGCGACAAGUUUAAGCAAAUCGAUAAUAAAUAUAUUCGUCCAUGCUUGAUACGCGAACACGCCGCCCACGAGCCCAAAAUCCUGGAAACGUAUUCGAAAUUGACGAUGCGCGAUGCCAUGGACUUUAUGCGUCGCAACGCGACGUCAUCCAAUCUCUCGGGUGGCAAUUCAGAGUCGAUGGCUGUCCUUUUCCGCAACUAUACUGCCAAUAAUUUGAACAACAGUGCCAGCAUUGCACAAAUGGAUCAAGGAUGGAAUUUAGAUAUUGGUGAAUUGGCCUACAGCCCGUCGGCUCGUGAUCUUUCAGACGCUAAAGUACAUCACAUGCUUUCGGAAGAGCUGUGGAAACCUUAUCGAAGGAGUUCCCGCCGACUUAGCUAUUCACGUCACGCCGUCAACGACCAAGACCUGUCAUCGUCUCAUCACGUUAAUCAUAACAUGCAUAUGCAUAUCCGCCGGAUGGUCAGCGAGACUGUGCGUAAGCAACAUUCCAAGCGCGUUAAGCGCCAUAGGGAUCCGCAUGCCAACGGAAGUGGAGAAGGUGGCUCACGGAAUAGUUCGAAAUCCGUUUCGUUCAAAACACUUAAAGAAAAUGGCCUGGAGAAGAAAUUACACGAUGAUUAUUUGCACGCGGUAAUCAAAGAAGUAUCCGAGGCGGAGGAGAGGAAUAUUUCAACCGAUGACACUGGAGCACAAGCUACUGGAAGCACGGAAGAUUUGGAUGGUGAUGGCGCUGGUGGAAUCACGUUUACCGCUCGUAAAGCCUCUACCGAUCCAGUACUGUACACCUACGAGUCGGCUAUGGCCGAACUGAUCAAUAAUCAGCAAAUGGCUUUGGCCGGCUUGUUAGCCGCGAGUGCCCUGGCCCAUUUGCCUGUUCAACCGGAAUUAUUGCCCAUCACGUCAUCAGAUCUGCCUCCUUCAGACGUUUCUGGCAAUAAACGACUCGAAGUUAAUGGUAAAGGGGCAAUAAAGAAAUCACCAGUACCACCAUCACGUCAAAUUCCCAGCAAAUCCAAGCCAAUCCUCGGCUACGCCGAGCCUGCCACUGGGAUCCCUCCGGCCAUGUUGGAGCAAGUCCGAAUCCAGCAGCAUCGAUUGCGCUUCCUGCUGGAAAGACAGAGACAAUCGCUUAAGCGCGUCAUGUCACUCGGAGAAGCUCAUCCGUCCACGCCGACGGCUGUUGAAAUGCAGUUGCCUUGGAAGAGAGACGAUGCUGAUGAUAUGUCUACGUUCGCCAUUAAGCAGAGCGAAUUCCCGCUCUGGGUAGACAACAAAGAGUACAACAACUACUACUCGCCGACAAAUACUUUUCUAGGAGAAUUGGACAAGAAAAAAACUAACCAUCCGUCAGUUAUAGAUAUUUUCACAAAAGAUCGCACUGCGGAUUCUUCAGAGCAUGGCAACAACACGUUACCAUCAACAGCCAAGUCCUUUGACGUCACGGUGACUAUACCGGAGGAGAACUCGAAGGAAGAUGGUGAGGACGAGGUGAAGAAAGUUACAAAUGACAAAGAUUGCCAUGCCUAAUUGCGGCAGAGAUCUACGGAGAAUCUCUGUUUGUUUUAUAUACCUUAACGUUUUCUUCCAUUCAUUUUAACGUUUUGACACAAAAAGACUAGGAAUGGAGGGGGAUUCCUCUCAUACUGGGUAACAACCCGCCACCCUCGAUCUGACCCUCGAUCUGCCUUGAAUGAGUGCAUUAGUUCUUAUUAAUGAUUUUUGACGAGUCACACUUUUAUGUUUUAUUGAAAAGAGUGGACGUGGGAAAUAAGCCUAUAUUGUUUAUAUAACGGUUCAAGGGUUGUGAACGAAAAUACCGUCUUCAUUUUAAAACACAUCAGCGCAACGUAAGCUUCCCGUAAUUCUCUCAUCAGUCGUUUUUUAGAAAUCUCAGUUUUCUAUUCAUUUACGAAAUGCAGAAGCCGUGAUGUUUUCGCAUAAAUUUUUAAAACGUACACAUUCCCCUUCCCCAAUUUUAUUUUCUCGUUUCUGCUCUAACACUGUUUUAUCAGAUUCAAACGACUAAUCCUCGUCCCUUCGUGUGCCCAAUUAGAACUUCUGUAACGUUAUCGGCCUUCGAAUUUGAUUUACUUAAGUAGUUGAUAUGUUAGACUCAAUGGAAAGAGUUUUGGUUGCACAUGCAUACAGUCCUCCCACCAAAUAUGGCUACGUUGUUUCAUUAAGGUAAAACAAGUGAUUCCUUAAACUGUCCUAAAAGACAACGCAACAAAAUAAAAAAACUAGGUGUCAUCGUCUCUAGUACUUGUCCAUAUCUAUCGAACUGGGAUUUUGUAUGCUUGCCAAUGUGUCCUGGAAAAUGUUUGACGGUUGCUUGUCAAAGUAAUAAACAGAUCAUUUUCCCU
Molecule: messenger RNA, 4348 nt
Organism: Daphnia carinata
Lineage: Eukaryota; Metazoa; Arthropoda; Branchiopoda; Diplostraca; Daphniidae
Product: sodium/hydrogen exchanger 3-like
Exons: 18
Coding region: 237-3512 (1091 amino acids)
Biological process (GO): sodium ion transport; regulation of pH; proton transmembrane transport
Cellular component (GO): membrane
Molecular function (GO): sodium:proton antiporter activity
Source: RefSeq, a predicted model, not a curated record